Molecule: messenger RNA, 582 nt
Organism: Strongylocentrotus purpuratus (purple sea urchin)
Lineage: Eukaryota; Metazoa; Echinodermata; Echinoidea; Camarodonta; Strongylocentrotidae
Exons: 4
Coding region: 1-582 (193 amino acids)
Molecular function (GO): protein binding
Source: RefSeq, a predicted model, not a curated record
AUGUCAGGCUGGUUUCCUUGCCAUGAUUCAGGCACGAGUAUAUCCCAAAAUUACGUGUGUAAUGGACGGUACGAAUGCGACAGUUAUGAAGAUGAGAAACCAUGUGAUCGUUCACCAACCAACAUCAGAGAAGAUGAAUCUUAUGCCAUCUCAAAUUUGGAUUUAUAUGAACGGGAAUAUCACGUCUUCGUUUUACAAACCAACUCAUCCUAUGGAUUCCAAAUCAAGUUCCAACAUGUCUUUCUUAACUGUUGUGGAAUGCGUGUUCAGAUCGGGACUGGGACUGACCCAUUCGAUGACAGGUCUGUAGUAAAGGCCAUAGAGGAUGACACAAAUUAUGUUGACGACGUUUUCGUGAGAACGAGUCACAUGUGGCUGGUCAUGGCAGGUGGAAAAUACUCAAAUGUUGGUCAUGUCGAUAUCAUUGUCACUGCAAUUCUUGUUUCUGCUGGAUCGGAGAAGCCCCCCAGUUAUAGCGCCGCCACCGGCGGGCAGGUACAUAAAACCCCCAAACCGAAUCGGUGUAUAGAUACCAUGGGCCAUGUGAGAUGCAUUAUCUUUGUCUGGAAUCCCAUCGGCUAA